AUGCCUCUCAGCUCCUCUGAAUCUCUUCCUCCUACCAUCUCCCCACUCGCAACCUCCCCUUCAUCAUCCUCGCUUCCCUUCUCUGCGUGGCAGCUGUCGGGGCUGAAGCGCAACCCGCGCAAUCUGGUGCAAGCACUGGGCUUCAUCCCACGCACGAUGCGCCUCAUGUACGUGCACAGCUAUCAGAGCUAUCUGUGGAACCAUGCUGCCUCACACCGCAUCAAGACAUAUGGCUCCACACGAGUGGUAGCAGGUGACCUUGUGCUCUGCUCCCCUCCUUCUGCCGCUGCUGCUGCUGCUGCCGCCGCUACUGCAGCUGCAGCAGCAGCAGGGAGUGCAGCGGGCGUGGGGACAGAGGUUGCGGGCAUGAGGGGCACAGAAGCAGAGGCGGAGGCAGAGGAGGCGGCAGCAGUGGCGGUGGAGGCGAGGGCGGAGGGGGAGGAGGUGAGGGUGGUGAGCGAGGAGGAGGCAGAGCGAGGAGUCUAUACCAUCAACCAAGUCGUGCUGCCCCUGCCGGGCUGUGCCAUUGAAUACCCCACCAACUCCACUGCACAAGUCUUCCACUCUCUCGCUGCCAAGGUAUGCCCCCUCCUGUCACUCUCUCGCUGCCAAGGUAUGCCCCCUCCUGUCACUCUCUCGCUGCCAAGGUAUGCCCCCUCCUGUCACUCUCUCGCUGCCAAGGACGGCAUAGACCUCUUCACCAGCAAGCACAGCGUCAACCCUCCCUCACUCUCCCGCCCUUCUCUCAUCCCUCUUGCCACCCAUGGCGCCAUGUCAGGGAGACGAGGGCAUCCCAGGGGGCUACAGUCGCUUGAAGCAAAGGCAAUUCUUUCUCUCACUCACCCUCUCAACCACCCUCUAACCCUCUCUCAUCCCUCCCACCACCCAUGGUGCAUGACAGGGAAUAUUCCAUCGAGCGCAUCCCAGGUGGCUACAGGCGCUUGUUACAGCGCCCCUCCGACUACAACUGGUGAGCCACCUCUCCCUCGCACCCACCCUCUCACUCACCCUCUUGCUUGUUACAGCGCCCCUCCGACUACAACUGGUGAGCCACCUCUCCCUCGCACCCACCCUCUCACUCACCCUCUUGCUUGUUACAGCGCCCCUCCGACUACAACUGGUGAGCCACCUCUCCCUCGCACCCACCCUCUCACUCACCCUCUUGCUUGUUACAGCGCCCCUCCGACUACAACUGGUGAGCCACCUCUCCCUCGCACCCACCCUCUCACUCACCCUCUUGCUUGUUACAGCGCCCCUCCGACUACAACUGGUGAGCCACCUCUCCCUCGCACCCACCCUCUCACUCACCCUCUUGCUUGUUACAGCGCCCCUCCGACUACAACUGGUGAGCCACCUCUCCCUCGCACCCACCCUCUCACUCACCCUCUUGCUUGUUACAGCGCCCCUCCGACUACAACUGGUGAGCCACCUCUCCCUCGCACCCACCCUCUCACUCACCCUCUUGCUUGUUACAGCGCCCCUCCGACUACAACUGGUGAGCCACCUCUCCCUCGCACCCACCCUCUCACUCACCCUCUUGCUUGUUACAGCGCCCCUCCGACUACAACUGGUGAGCCACCUCUCCCUCGCACCCACCCUCUCACUCACCCUCUUGCUUGUUACAGCGCCCCUCCGACUACAACUGGUGAGCCACCUCUCCCUCGCACCCACCCUCUCACUCACCCUCUUGCUUGUUACAGCGCCCCUCCGACUACAACUGGUGAGCCACCUCUCCCUCGCACCCACCCUCUCACUCACCCUCUUGCUUGUUACAGCGCCCCUCCGACUACAACUGGUGAGCCACCUCUCCCUCGCACCCACCCUCUCACUCACCCUCUUGCUUGUUACAGCGCCCCUCCGACUACAACUGGUGAGCCACCUCUCCCUCGCACCCACCCUCUCACUCACCCUCUUGCUUGUUACAGCGCCCCUCCGACUACAACUGGUGAGCCACCUCUCCCUCGCACCCACCCUCUCACUCACCCUCUUGCUUGUUACAGCGCCCCUCCGACUACAACUGGUGAGCCACCUCUCCCUCGCACCCACCCUCUCACUCACCCUCUUGCUUGUUACAGCGCCCCUCCGACUACAACUGGUGAGCCACCUCUCCCUCGCACCCACCCUCUCACUCACCCUCUUGCUUGUUACAGCGCCCCUCCGACUACAACUGGUGAGCCACCUCUCCCUCGCACCCACCCUCUCACUCACCCUCUUGCUUGUUACAGCGCCCCUCCGACUACAACUGGUGAGCCACCUCUCCCUCGCACCCACCCUCUCACUCACCCUCUUGCUUGUUACAGCGCCCCUCCGACUACAACUGGUGAGCCACCUCUCCCUCGCACCCACCCUCUCACUCACCCUCUUGCUUGUUACAGCGCCCCUCCGACUACAACUGUCCUGGCGUACUGGCGCCCCACACAAGUGCUGGCAGAGACUGAUUUGGACCGCAUCGCUGCUGCUGCCCUCGCAACUCCUGCCCCCACUCCCACUACCUCUGCCACUGCUGCUGCCUCUGCCGCCCCACCUGCUGCCCCAUCUGUGGGUCCAGCAGCAGACUCGAACUCAACAGCAGCAGCAGCAGCGGCAGGAGCUGGUGCUGUUUCCACUGAUGCCCCUGCUGCUACUGCCAGUGGUGAUGCUGCUGCUAUGUCUGGCAGUGACGCCCCUGCAGUGGUGGAGGCAGCGCAUGUGUACUAUGGGUUCAAGCAACCAGGAUACAAGGGGGCACUCAAACAGGCACAGAGGGGGGAAGAGAAGGCAGGGGUUACUGCUGGCGGUGCUCCGCUCAGUGGGGUAGAGGCAGCAACAGGAGAAGCAGGGGCAGGAGGGGAAGCAGCAGGGCCAGUGCCGGCAGUGGUGGUGUUGGCUUCGUCAGAGGGAGUGAGGCUGGGCAGAGACGAGCUGGAGCGCCUGGGGAUUGGGGAGGGACCCAUUGGGGCCCUGGUGGAGGGGGGUGAUGGGGAGGAGGGUGGGCCUGAGAGGGGCGAAGCUGAGGCAGGUGCGGCGACAGAGGAUGGAGAAAAAGCGGAAGGGGUAGUUGAGAGUGAGAUGGAGAACGGGAAAGAUGAGGGUGGUGAUGAGAAGGAGAAGGUAUUGCAGGGCGAACAGGGCGCUGGAGCGGGUAACGGGGAGGGGAAGGGGCAAGCGGCGGGGAGGAGGGGAGAGCGAGGGGUGGAGGGAGCAGCAGAGGAGGGAGUGAGGGUGGCGCUGCAGGUGGAGUUUACUCUGCCUGCCUCGGGAUAUGCCACCAUGGCCAUCCGUGAACUGCUUAAAUCCUCCACUGCUGUGAGUGCCACCAACCAUGUGCCAUAA
Molecule: messenger RNA, 3312 nt
Organism: Closterium sp. NIES-65
Lineage: Eukaryota; Viridiplantae; Streptophyta; Zygnematophyceae; Desmidiales; Closteriaceae
Source: the annotation of a GenBank genome assembly